AUGCAGUGGGGUCACGCAUUCGUUUUGCUCGUUUCAUCGACCGCCUUUUCCGUCGUUUCCGCUGAUUGGCGCACCUACGGAAAGAUUUGGAGCAAGGACCAUGGAGGCGAGGCGAACCCGGACUUCCGAGGCUACUACAAAAUUGUAAGCCCUGUUUUUUGAGGGGCAUUGUAACAAUGAACUUACAGGGGAAGUACUCCAAGUGCGACGCUCAGAUUUUGAUGAAACUUGGCACAAAUAUAGAAUAUUUUUUUCUAAGGUAUAUGCGAGAAUCCUAGCUCGCGCUUUGCGGAAACAACCGAGAUUUUUAGAUCGAAAGUCGGCGAAAAUUUAGGACUUUUUGUUGAAUUUCGACACGAAAAGUUUCAUGCCUAUUUCUACCGUAAAGGAUAAUGUUUCCACAAAAAAUCAAAUUUUUCCGCACGAAACUGCCAAAGUUAUGGUCAAAAAGGGCUUUUCUCUCUGACCGCUCUCCACGUUUAGCGUGCUCUCUCCGCGGAAAAAAUGGUUCUAUAUCUCGGUGGCGCUUGCAAAGCGCGAGCUAAAACUUUCAGGAAUUGAUAUUUGGUUGAUGUCCGACGUGUGUGCGAAAUUUAAAGAAAAUCUGAGCGUCGCACUUGGGGUACUUCCCGUGUCAAUCGGGACCAAUGCGCUAACUGGAAGUUUGCUGAAAAUCACAGGGCGCAGCUCGAGAACAGGCUAAAAGUGAGCUCGGGCAAGCUACAAAGGCUUGUUUUCCGAACUGCCCGAGCUGCGCCCGUGCUAGUUUUCCGCGCUGCGCCCUACCAUGUUCAGCGAACUUUCAGCAAACUUUCAGAUAGCGCGUUCGCCCCAGGACUUUUAUGUCCGCUGAGGCUUUAAAAUAUUCCAAAAAAGGUAAAAACAUUUAAUUUGCCCUCAAAAUUGCAUUAUUGCAUUUUUUUUGACAAUUUCAGGUCGAAAUAUUUUUGCCAUUUUUUUUCUGCAGCCUGCGGGAAAAAAGAAAAAUUUUUUAAAGCUAACAAAAGAAAUACCUCCAGUAUGUUUUCAGAACGUUUUCAUCGAACCGGACCAGUUCCUCGCUUCGUGUGGCAAGACCAAGGCUGAUGCAAAAGGAAGAUACGAUAUCACCUGCACCCCACUAAUCAUUCCAUUUACUGAUCCGGGAAAGCUGGUUAAAGUGUAGGGGCUUUCAAGUAUUAUAUUUUGCACCUACGCUUUUGGCAAUACUUUUUUUGAUUUUUUUACAAAAAAAAUAAUUUUUCCAACCUGCGCCCGAGCCUAUUAAGCUGCAACUGUAUUUGAAAUAGCGAUUGCGUUUUUUUUGCAUUCUCGUAAAAGGAAACUCACACAAAAAAAAGAAUUUUGUAACCAAAUCUAUAAGAUUUUUUUUAUUUCUUGCAAUUUCAGAUGUCACCGAGUCUACGGAAGGUGUCUUUGUCAGAAAUUCGGCCCAGUGAAACGUGGAAAUCCCGUCAAUUUUGAGAUCAGCAACACUGGAAGCAAAUCCAAACUCCUUUGUUCCAAGGAGAAGUACCCGGAAUGA
Messenger RNA from Bursaphelenchus xylophilus (pine wood nematode), 1525 nucleotides. NCBI's taxonomy places the organism in Eukaryota, Metazoa, Nematoda, Chromadorea, Rhabditida, Aphelenchoididae. The record is from the annotation of a GenBank genome assembly.